This is a messenger RNA of Blumeria graminis f. sp. triticale, 180 nucleotides long. Lineage: Eukaryota; Fungi; Ascomycota; Leotiomycetes; Helotiales; Erysiphaceae. The record is from the annotation of a GenBank genome assembly.
AUGUUUAGCACCCUGAUCAUAUUUGAAGUAACUGUUUGGCCUGGCUGUAGAAUCCCCAUCUUCGAGCGUGCACAACGUUUUUCCAAGCUGAUGGCAGAAGACAACCUGUUUCUUCCAAAACGUUGCGUAAGACUCAAACCUGCAGUCGAAGAUGAGGCUGCGAGGCGGAUCACCGAUUAG